AUGGCGGAGGUGACCUUUUGUGAAGAAUGCAACAACAUCUUAUAUGCACGCAGUGAUAGGAAAAACAAAAAGCUGCUCUACGUAUGCCGCAGUUGCGAGUACAUUUCGCACAAGCCGAACGAGCAGCAAAAUAUUGUCGCCAGGAUUAAUUACAACUAUAACAGGAAAGAGGACGUGUACAUUCACCCGGAGACGAAGAACGACCCGGCCCUGGGACGCGUGCGAGAAUGGAUUUGUAAAAACUGCGGCCACAACGAAGCUGUCUUUCUACAACUCCCGGAACGAAUUAGUAGCAACCCCAUGGCCCUCAUUUACGUGUGCACGGGAAAAAAUUGCCACUACUGGGAAAAGCAAAUGCAAAUCACCAACGAUGAGGAGGACCAGGUACACAGAAGUUCGCUUUCUUCAGAAGCCUCCCUUGUGCAGCAUCUCAACCCCUCUGUGAAACAAGAGGCGGAAGAAGAUGUUAAAGAUAUUCUUCCUGGGCAAGGACAAAAACGGAGCCGAAAAAAACUGAGGAAAGUUGGUCAGCAGCACAACGAUAGUGAUGAGCAAAGUGGAGAAGAGGACCACCACGCAGGACGCGAUCGCGAGGAGAAGGAGAAAGACAAACUGAAGAAGGAGCUGCAGGAGUUAAUAAACGCCAAGGAGGAGCAGCAGCAGCUGCAGCUGCAGCCAGAAGACGAACACAGCGAACAGGAGGGACAUUUUUCUGAGGAACAGGAAAGUGACGUCGACGAUUACUUCUGA
Molecule: messenger RNA, 750 nt
Organism: Plasmodium fragile
Lineage: Eukaryota; Apicomplexa; Aconoidasida; Haemosporida; Plasmodiidae
Exons: 2
Coding region: 1-750 (249 amino acids)
Biological process (GO): transcription initiation at RNA polymerase II promoter; transcription-coupled nucleotide-excision repair; DNA-templated transcription
Cellular component (GO): RNA polymerase II, core complex
Molecular function (GO): DNA-directed RNA polymerase activity; nucleic acid binding; zinc ion binding
Source: RefSeq, a predicted model, not a curated record